GUCUCCUGCUCGCGAAUCAGUUUCAGUCGUGGUCUUCUUCAUCUUCAGUUCGGAACAAAAACAAAAAUACGUCUGAAAUCAAGGCAAAAUUUCAACUUCAAAAGAAUUUCUGAAAGUUAAUUCUAUUAUUUUAUCAUAAUUUUAUUCAAAUUUUACUGAAACAGUAGCUAAAACUAACAUACAUACCAGAAAUUAGUGUUUGAAGUUAUCCGCAGUGCAGAGAACGACUACGACAGAAAAAACAAAUUCCUUGCUGUGCAGCACGCAUUUGGCUUGGCCGAAGUUAUUCCAGUGAUGCCACAGGACAUCAAACGGGAACGGAAAAGUACACAGUCGACGAUGCACUCGAAAAGAAGUCACUGGAACGAAGCACCCCUGUCGCCAUGUCCCAUCCCGGAUAUCAGCGACGAUGAGCUGGUGUCGAUCUCGGUCCGUGACCUGAACCGUACCCUGAAGCUCCGGGGGCUGACCCGGGAUGAGAUCGUCCGGAUGAAGCAACGUCGGCGCACUCUGAAGAACCGGGGAUAUGCGGCCAGCUGUCGGAUCAAGCGGAUCGAACAGAAGGAUGAACUGGAGACGGAGAAAUCGCAGGAAUGGCGCGACAUGGAGAAGAUGCACGAGCAGACGAACCGGAUGCGGGACGAGGUCGAUGCCUUGAGGAAUAAGUACGAAGCGCUGAGGAAGUUUGCCAUCGGGGAGAAGAUUCCAUUGCCACCUGAGUUAGACAUUUUGGGUUAGAGCACAUUUCCAUUAGCAUAAGGGUAAUGAUAUACGUAUGUAGUAGCUUAAGAGGGGAUCUUUCCGUAGGUUUACGUUAGUAUUAAUUGUGUUACCUCUACCUGAAAAUAUAGUUAACCGCUGAUUUCCGUAUACGAA
Molecule: messenger RNA, 876 nt
Organism: Aedes aegypti (yellow fever mosquito)
Lineage: Eukaryota; Metazoa; Arthropoda; Insecta; Diptera; Culicidae
Gene: maf-S
Product: transcription factor MafK
Exons: 4
Coding region: 295-738 (147 amino acids)
Biological process (GO): regulation of transcription by RNA polymerase II
Cellular component (GO): nucleus
Molecular function (GO): RNA polymerase II cis-regulatory region sequence-specific DNA binding; DNA-binding transcription factor activity, RNA polymerase II-specific
Source: RefSeq, a predicted model, not a curated record